AUGCAUCGCGCAGCAGUGAGGGCCUUGCGGACAACCUACCGAUGUACGGCUCGUAGCUUCGCACGCAACACCCAACGGGGCCUCUUCGAACAUAGCCUCUCCACCACCUCUUCCUUCGCGACCCGCCACGGCCUGCGAUACUCGUCCUCCUCCCCGAACCAGCCUCGCAACAACCCCGAGCAUGCUGUCCAGCCGCUAAAGUCCUCCAUGUACAUCCGCCGCUUCUCCGUCGCUCUCGUGUCCACCCUCGUCGGCUACGGCGCCUGGUACUCGUACAACGGUACCGGUCUCGACAAGUCCCAAAGCUUGUCAAGAAGCUUCACCACUGGCGCCGCCGCCGGCGGUGAUGCUGCCCCGACCCGUGCUGUCCUCGUCGUCGGCGCCGACCAGCUACACACCGGAACCUUCGUCGGAGAGGGUCCCAUCUCCAAGACCACCAGUGACGACGGCCGCAAGGUCAUCGAGAUGUUGACCCCCGAGCAGGUCACCCAGAAGCUCCGCAAGACGGAGCAGUCCUUCCUCGUCAACAGGGGCCAGGGAGUCCUGCGUUACGACCUGGUCCAGCUCCCCAGUAACGACCCCAUCGAGGACGACCACGCCGAGAAGAUUGUCGAGGUCCCCAACAAGGCCGCCGGCGUCACGGGCAACAGCAGCGACUGGAUGUUCUGGGGCGUCUUUGAUGGUCAUGCCGGCUGGACGACCUCGGCGAAGCUGCGCCAGGCUCUGAUCACCUCCGUUGCCAAGGAGCUCAACAACACGUACCAGUCCUCUGCUGAUCUGUCACCGCCGGCUGAGGCCAUCGAUACUGCCAUCAAGUCCGGUUUCACUCGCCUGGACGAUGAGAUUGUUAACCAGAGCGUCGAGAGGGUCCUUAAGGCCGGCUCUAAGACUAUGGCCGCGGAGCUUCUUGCCCCCGCCCUGUCUGGCUCCUGUGCCCUACUGUCUUUCUACGACAGCAGAUCCAAGCUUCUGCGCGUUGCCUGCACCGGCGACUCGCGCGCUGUCCUCGGCCGCCGAUCGGCGUCGGGCAAGUGGACUGCUACCGCUCUAUCGGUGGAUCAGACGGGUGGCAACCCCGACGAGGCCGCCCGCCUGCGCAAGCUCCACCCUGGCGAGGACAGAGUCGUGCACAACGGCCGAGUGCUUGGCGGGUUGGAACCGACCCGUGCCUUCGGCGACGCGAGCUACAAGUGGAGCCGUGAGAUCACUAACAGACUCCGGGAAUCUUUCUUCGCCCGCUCCGCAUCCCCUCUGCUCAAGACUCCCCCCUACGUCACGGCCGAGCCGGUCGUCACGACAACCAAGAUUGAGCCUGAGAAUGGAGAUUUUGUGGUCAUGGCCACCGACGGCCUGUGGGAGAUGCUGACCAACGAAGAGGUCGUUGGUCUCGUCGGGAAAUGGAUUGAGAGCCAGGCCAGCAGCUCUUCGCAGUUCGACUCGACCUGGUCCAAGCUCUUUGGAUCCAAGCAAUCCACCCUGCCCGUCGAGCAGGCGAGUGACAAGAGCGCUGACGGCCAAAAGACGCCUAUCCGUCUGCAGCAGUGGGGCAUAUCCCCCGACGCCCCCGAGCGGUUCGUUGUCAAGGACAAGAACGUGGCCACGCACCUGGUCCGUAACGCCCUCGGUGGCAAGAACGAAGAGCAGGUCUCGGCUCUGCUGACUCUGCCGUCUCCGUUCUCGAGACGAUACAGGGACGACUUGACGGUGCAGGUAAUCUUCUUCGGCAACGGCGAGAAGACUGGCCAGGUCAAUCUGAACGAGGAGGCCACGGCACCGUCUAAGCAGCAGCCCGCGAAAGCGAAGCUUUAG
Messenger RNA from Colletotrichum graminicola M1.001, 1809 nucleotides. Its product is annotated as protein phosphatase 2C. NCBI's taxonomy places the organism in Eukaryota, Fungi, Ascomycota, Sordariomycetes, Glomerellales, Glomerellaceae. The record is from RefSeq and is a predicted model, not a curated record. Gene Ontology annotation, biological process: protein dephosphorylation. Gene Ontology annotation, molecular function: protein serine/threonine phosphatase activity. Bases 1 to 1809 code for a protein of 602 amino acids. The transcript is spliced from 3 exons.